Messenger RNA from Racocetra fulgida, 2111 nucleotides. Lineage: Eukaryota; Fungi; Glomeromycota; Glomeromycetes; Diversisporales; Gigasporaceae. The record is from the annotation of a GenBank genome assembly.
GAUCUGACACCGAUUUUACGACGAUUAAAGAUGAUGAUUCUGAACAAGAAAUUAAUACCAGAUCAAUCACUCCUAAAAAGAGGCGAACUAGAUCUUUUUCAACCUCUGGAAGUUUAAGUGACGAUUUGAUUGAUGAAUCCCAACUUAGUUCUGUGGGAGGGUCAACAAGUGCUAGUGAAUCAAUAAAAAUAAAAAAAGAAAAACCUACUCAUGUUCAGCCAAAUAAUAAUAAUAGACCUCCUGUGGCCGUUCGUAGAAAACCUGGAAGACCUCCAAAAAAAUCUCCUGUUAAACAGGCUACUCCCGCUCCAACGGGCAGAAAGCGUGGUAGACCAGCUGGAAUCAAAAACAGGGUUCAAGUUCAACGUCUCAAUUAUGGUAAUAACUUUGCUGAUGAUCAUGAUUCUCAAAUAAUUCAUAGACGUGGUUUGAAUAAGUUAAGCUUAAUUGAAGAAAAUGAUGUAUUUGCUAAGGAUAAUGCCGGUCAAACAAAUUUACAUCGUGCUUGUCAGGAUGGAAGAUUAGAUAUGGUUAAAGCCCUGAUAAAUGGUGGUGCUGAUGUAAACAUUCAGGACAAUGCCGGAUUAACUCCGCUUCAUGAAGCUGUGUCUGCUCAUAAUUAUGACAUUGUAAAAUAUUUAUUAGAAGCUGGUGCAAAUCCAAAUAUUGGUGAAUCUGAAAAUGUAGAUACUCCACUUCAUGAUGCUUGCAGUCUUGGUUAUCGUGAUAUUGUUACUAUUUUAAUAGAUUAUGGUGCUGAUCCCGAUAAAACAAAUGUAAAUAACACUACGCCUAAAGAUACUGCUAAAAAUAACAUUUCUGAAAAUUUAUUAAGGUUGGUAAACCAGAUUAAACUUCCAAAUCGUUGUAUAGUUCAACAAAAUAUUGAUGCUAGAGCUGAAGAAGAGAGCAACAUUUUGCCGCGUAAAGUUUCUGUAAAUAAUUCUAAACGUUCAACUAGAAAUACUGGAAAAUAUUAUGAUAGAAGCAGACAUGAUAGAAUACGAAAUACUGGAGCUAGAGGAAUCACUUCGUCCAAUGAAGUAUUACGAUUAGAUCUUACUGUCGACUCCAGAACUGGUCGGAGUAGAUUACAUCAUUAUACAAAAUUAGGACACGCUGAAGCUGUUGUUGGUUUAUUAGAAAUGAAUGCUCCUGUUGGAAUAACUGAUAAGGAUAGAGGACGUACUCCUUUACAUGAAGCUGCUAUAGAAGGUUAUCAUGACAUUGUAGGUUUUCUACUUGCAUAUAAGGCUGAUAUUAAUGCUCAAGAUAAAUAUGGAAAUACUCCGCUUCACUAUGCUUCUUUUUAUGGUCAUGGUGACGUUGUCAAGUUACUUUUACAACACAAAUGCAUUCUUAACAUAAAAAAUAAUGAAGGAAAAGAACCUUAUGAAAUGGCUCGUGGUAGAGAACAUAUCAUACAAUUACUUUGUCAAAAUACGGAUAUUACUUCAGAUAGCUCUAUGGCUGAUACAAAUUAUUCUGAGUCUGAAAUGUCUCCUGUGUCAUGUGUUAAUAUGGAACUUGCGUCUGAAUUGGAUCAAAAAGAAAAGAAACAAUUAAUAAAAUCUGAUUCGCAACCUAUAUUAUAUCAUAUUGAAGAUCAUCAAGAAACUUUAAUACCUCCUCCAUUUGAACAAAUAUAUAAUGAAGCUGAUAUUUCGGAUUUGGAUCAAACGUAUUCUGAUAGUGAUGAUGAUAAUUUUUCUCUAUCUUUUUCUGAUAAUGAUGAACCUGUUUCUCAAGCGGGUCCAAUAUAUGUAUUUCAAUUUGAUCCAAAUAUAAAAGGAUAUCCUAUAGUUUCUUAUGCUGGGAAUGAGGAUUCUCGUUUUAUAAUUGAUAUUCAAAUUGAAAAAUAUCUUGCUUGGAAUCGUGGUUCUUUGGCUAAAAAAAUUGAUUCUUCAAUCACCAGACGAUUAGUUACUACUCAAGAAAAAGUUUUACUUUGGCCGUUAUUGAAUGGCGAAAUUUGGAGAGGUUCUUCACGUAGUCGUCCUGAAGAAAUGGAAUCAAUUAAAGAAAAACGCAAGGAGCAACGUGAUAUUGGAGAUUUAGGCAUAUUUCCUGUUGAUUUAGUCAUUAAUGGGGAUUCUGAAAUAUCAGAAUAA